This is a messenger RNA of Carcharodon carcharias (great white shark), 879 nucleotides long. RefSeq names its product myosin light chain 5-like. Gene Ontology annotation, molecular function: calcium ion binding. The record is from RefSeq and is a predicted model, not a curated record. Gene Ontology annotation, cellular component: cytoplasm. Lineage: Eukaryota; Metazoa; Chordata; Chondrichthyes; Lamniformes; Lamnidae. The coding region runs from base 174 to 695 and encodes 173 amino acids. The transcript is spliced from 7 exons.
GACCCAUUCACUGUCGAGCUGAAUGUUUCCAUUUAAGGCGCAUUCAUGUCGGCUGCCUCCUGUCUCUGGGGGGCGUUCUGUUCGGCUGAAGCUGCGAUCUCAGUCCACUAGCACGACCCGCUAUAUAAACCGCAGCCCAGAACACACAGCAUCUGCAGAGAUCACGGGUUAACAUGUCGAGCAGAAAGACCAAAAAGAAGGAAGGGGGCGCCAAGCGAGCUCAGAGAGCUUCGUCCAAUGUCUUUUCCAGCUUUGAGCAGACUCAGAUUCAGGAAUUCAAGGAAGCUUUCACUUUGAUCGAUCAGAACAGAGAUGGCUUCAUCGACAAAGAGGAUCUGAAAGACACGUAUGCAUCCUUGGGCAAACUCAAUGUAAAAGAUGAUGAAUUAGAAUCCAUGCUACGUGAAGCCACUGGUCCAAUUAACUUCACCAUGUUUUUAAAUCUAUUUGGAGCGAAGUUACAUGGUUCUGAUCCUGAAGAAGUGUUGGUAAAUGCAUUUAAAUUGUUUGAUCCUGAUGCCAAAGGACACAUCAGCAAAGAUGAACUGAGACAUAUGCUCAUGACACAAGCUGACAAAUUCACUGCUGCAGAGGCCGACCAGAUGUUUCAGUCCUCUCCCAUUGAUCCAGCAGGCAACUUGGAUUACAAAUCUCUCUGCUACAUCAUCACACACGGCGAAGAAAAGGAAGAGUGAAUGGAACCUAUGCUAGUUACCCAGGCUACUCAGAUCUUUGCAUUUCUCCUUAGUAUCAAGUUGCAUCAACAGUAAAUAAAACCACAUUGUAAAUAGAUAAUGCUUCUUGCGGUUUCUGCUAACCCCAACCCCCUGACCUCAGUGCAAAUACAGUUUAAUGACCUGUUUGUAUUGUGUAUAUAUA